Paramecium pentaurelia is the source of this 495-nucleotide messenger RNA. The record is from the annotation of a GenBank genome assembly. Lineage: Eukaryota; Ciliophora; Oligohymenophorea; Peniculida; Parameciidae.
AAUGGUUGUAGCAGAAAAGAGACUGAUUGAUGAGUAAGAAAUCUAUAAUAGUAUAGAUAUUUCAAGGUAGAAGAUAUUGACUAGGCUGGAUAGUCAUUCAAAAGAGUGUCAAGAAUAAAAUGUAAAUCAAAGUCAGGUGAAGUGGAUAUGGAAUUAGAUGUUAAUAUUGAUAUCUAUCCAAUUGACAAAGGCUGUGAAUAUAGAGUCCUAAUUGUUAGAUCUUUAGGAAUAUCAUAAGAAAUGGAUUAAGUAAAAAUGUAAAUAAACUUUAGGGUAAAUACAAGCCAGAAUUUUCAUAAAUUGACAAUGAAUUAUUGGAAAAAUUUUAAUAUGCCAUGUUUGGUCGGGUAUUUAAAAUGAUAAAGGAUUAAAAUAAAAUGAUUAAUGUUUUUGCUUCUUUUGGUGGUUUAAUUUUAAAAUUGAGUGGUAAAUCUGAAGAACUUGAUAAAUUUGCUGACGAUUAAAGAGUGUAUUUAUUAAUGAGAAAGGCAUGAG